Schistocerca nitens (vagrant locust) is the source of this 1770-nucleotide messenger RNA. Its product is annotated as lysosomal acid glucosylceramidase-like. Gene Ontology annotation, molecular function: glucosylceramidase activity. Lineage: Eukaryota; Metazoa; Arthropoda; Insecta; Orthoptera; Acrididae. Gene Ontology annotation, biological process: glucosylceramide catabolic process. The transcript has 10 exons. Bases 76 to 1686 code for a protein of 536 amino acids. The record is from RefSeq and is a predicted model, not a curated record.
UCUCGCAGCGUGACCCAGUGCGUCGCCGACCAGCGAGUGUGGCGCGCGACUCAGGGACCGCGACAGCGCGACGUAAUGGCGACCGCUCCGUGCACAGCUGCAGCCUUGCUGGCGGCUGUCAACGUCGUAUGGUUUGCGUCCGGUGCCGGCAUCAGAUUGGAAGGAGGUCAGCCCUGCGCCGUGCGCUGGUACAACUACUCGAGCUUCGUGUGCGUCUGCAACGCCACCUACUGCGACGCGCCACCGCCGAGACCGGCGCUCCCCGCCGGCCGAAUCGCGCACUACACCUCCUCGCGCUGCGGGCAGCGGCUGGCGCUGUGCUUGCGCAGCUUCACAGAUCCAACUGAGCAACAGUCUGGGGUGGCGCGCCUGCGGGUGGACACGAGCCAGCAGUUCCAGCAGAUGCUGGGCUUUGGCGGUGCCAUGACGGACUCCACGGCCAUCAACAUCAGGGCGCUCAGCUCGGCCACCCAGCAGAAGCUGCUCAGGAGCUACUUCGGAAGAAGCGACGGCAGUUCGCAGUACUCGCUGGUGCGCCUACCCAUGGGCGCCACUGACUUCUCGACUCGCGGAUACACGUACGACGACAGCGAGGAGCCUGACCCGUCUCUGAAGAACUUUACUCUCCAGCCGGAAGACAUCGAGUACAAGAUUCCGCUUCUGCUCUGGGCGCAGAGCCUCAGCGACGAGAGGCUGAAGAUACACGCGGCGCCCUGGACGGCCCCACACUGGAUGAAGGCCUCCAAUGGGACGACCGGCAUCACGUGGCUACAGCCCAGAUACUACCAGGCCUGGGCCGACUACUUCGUCAAGUUCCUGAAGGAGUACAGGCGGCGCGGCGUGGACGUGUGGGCCGUGUCGCUGCAGAACGAGCCCACGUCCGGCGCCGUCGUCAACUACGGAGUCAACAGCAUGGGCUGGAGUGCCCAGGGGCUGCGCCGCUUCCUCGAGGGUUUUCUGGGCCCCACGCUGCUCCGCGACUCCUCCGUGGCCAGCACGGGCAUCAUCAUCGGGGAGGACACUCGCGCGUACUUGGAUUGGACCCUCCAGAUCCUGGAUGGCGCGGCAGCGCAGCGGCUGACUAACGGCGUGGCGGUGCACUGGUACCAGGACUCUACCACCGGCCCCGGCGUGCUGGACGAGUUGCACCGAAACCACAGCGACCUCUUCAUCCUCUACACAGAGGCCUGCUACGGUCCGUUCUUCGGCAGCGGUUACCCGACGGUGAGGCUGGGAUCGUGGGAACGAGCAGAGAACUACACCAGCGACAUCAUACAGGUGACGAACCAUUGGACGUCAGGCUGGGAGGACUGGAACAUGGUGGUGAACACCGAGGGCGGCCCCAACUGGAGCAGCAACCCUGCGGACGCGUCCAUAGUGUCAAACGCGACGGCGGACGAGUUCUACAAGCAGCCCAUGUACUACGCCAUCGCGCACUUCUCGCGCUUCGUGCCGCGCGGAUCCCGGCGCGUCAGCCUCCAGAUGGACGCCGACGCCAACUCCAACGACGUCGAGAGCGUCGCCUUCCUCACGCCUCAGGAUGACGUCGUCGUCGUCCUGCAGAACAAGCAGGAGACGGGGCGCUCCGUGGUGGUGUGGGACCCCCAGCUGGGAGAGGCGUCGCUGUCGCUGCCCGCCCACUCGAUGCACACGCUCGUCUACCAGCGAGCCGGCAACACUGUCUGAAUGCCGCUUCUGCACCGUAGUGCUAUGUAAACGCACACAUACUGCUGAUUAAAUAAACACAAAACUACAGUGUGAUAAAAUCUA